CGCUGUUGUGCCGUGCGGCGGACCGUGGUGCGUCCUGGGGCGCUUUGGCGAUGUAGCGUCUGAUUUUGUCUGCUUUAAAAAGCGUACUUUUCACCGCUUUCAAGAGCAAAAGGGGAACGUCUUUAGAGACAGCAGCCAGAAUGUGGAGAAUCAUGAGGAAGUUUUCAGUGAACGCACUGAAAUUGUCAAGUUUGUGCAGUCAGCAUUCAUGUUUCAGGAAGCCAAAAGUUAUAGUCCUAAGUGUGACGCAGCAAAACAGCAGUGAAAGGAACUACAGCUCUCCACCAAGAGAUGUUAAAUCUCUGCGUUCUGUCGUUAAUCCUCAUAUAUCCAGAAUCCGUAACAUUGGUAUCAUGGCCCAUAUUGACGCAGGGAAAACAACAACAACAGAAAGAAUGCUGUAUUACUCUGGAUACAUAAGAACACUUGGAGAUGUCGAUGAUGGAGACACAGUAACAGAUUUUAUGGUACAGGAACGAGAACGUGGUAUUACCAUUCAAUCUGCUGCUGUUACUUUUGACUGGAAGGACUACAGAAUCAACCUGAUUGAUACCCCAGGUCAUGUGGACUUCACAGUGGAAGUUGAACGUUGCUUGAGAGUCCUGGAUGGAGCAGUAGCAGUGUUUGAUGCUUCAGCUGGUGUUGAGGCCCAAACUCUGACAGUGUGGAGACAAGCUGACAAACAUCAGAUACCACGAAUCUGCUUUUUGAACAAGAUGGACAAAAACAGGGCAAGUUUUGCAUAUGCUGUUGAGAGUAUCAAACAAAAGUUGAAGACAAAACCUUUGAUUUUACAGUUGCCCAUUGGGGAAGCCAAAACCUUCAGAGGACUGGUUGAUGUUGUGACUAAGGAGCAAAUCAUUUGGAAACCUACAUCUGAUUUGGAUGAUGGCAUAUUUUUUGAGCAAAAGCCACUGAUAGAGUCGGAUAAUCCCAGCCUGUUCCAAGAAGUCCAGGAUGCUAGAAAUACCUUAAUAGAACAAGUUGCAGAUCUGGAUGAUGAAUUUGCUGAACUGAUUCUAGGAGAACACAGCGAAAAUUUUGACCUAGUACCAUCCAACAAGCUACGGUCUGCUAUACGCAGAGUCACCCUAGCUCAGAAGGCUGUACCAGUGCUCUGUGGCAGUGCACUGAAGAACAGGGGAGUGCAGCCGUUACUGGAUGCUAUUACUAUGUAUUUGCCCGCACCUCAUGAGCGUUCCUAUGAGUUUCUACACUGGUACAAUGAUGAUGACCUGUGUGCCCUGGCAUUUAAAGUUCUCCAUGAUAAGUGUCGUGGACCAUUAGUUUUCAUUCGCAUUUAUUCAGGUUCACUGAAACCUCAGUCGGCUGUAUAUAAUAUUAACAAAAGUUGCACGGAGAGAAUGAGCCGUCUGCUCUUGCCUUUUGCUGAUCAACAAAUUGAAAUACCAUCACUAAUGCCUGGAAACAUUGCCCUUGCUGUUGGCUUAAAACAGAGUGCCACUGGAGAUACGCUAGUGUCAUCAAAAGCUUCAGCUGUAGCUGCAGCACGCCAAGCUGGAAGGAGUGCUGGGGGAGAGCAGAGGAACACCAGUAACGUGGAGAGACUUCUGCUGGCAGGUGUUGAGGUUCCGGAGCCUGUCUUCUUCUGUACCAUUGAACCUCCUUCAAUGGCCAAGCAACAAGACUUGGAUAAUGCAUUGAGCUGCCUUCAGCGUGAAGAUCCAAGUUUGAAAGUGAAAAUAGAUCCUGACACAGGACAGACCAUUCUUUGUGGCAUGGGAGAACUGCAUAUAGAGAUCAUUCAUGACCGAAUCAAACGUGAAUAUGGAAUAGAGACAUAUUUGGGACCACUUCAGAUAGCCUACAGAGAAACCAUCCUGAAUGCUGCACAAGCCACAGGUAAGAAGGAGUCUAAGAAUCACACAGAAUCACACAGAAUCACAGAAUCACCCGGGUUGGAAGGGACCUGUUCUUGA
Molecule: messenger RNA, 1940 nt
Organism: Centrocercus urophasianus (Greater sage-grouse)
Lineage: Eukaryota; Metazoa; Chordata; Aves; Galliformes; Phasianidae
Gene: GFM2
Product: GTP dependent ribosome recycling factor mitochondrial 2
Exons: 18
Coding region: 141-1940 (599 amino acids)
Biological process (GO): mitochondrial translation; ribosome disassembly
Cellular component (GO): mitochondrion
Molecular function (GO): GTP binding; GTPase activity
Source: RefSeq, a predicted model, not a curated record